AACUCUUGAGUCUUGAGUUUCUCUCCUUUGGGUUCGGGCGGGUGUUUUUUUGCAAUUGAAGACUGAUUUUCACUCUCCUCCGCACUUCUCCUUUCCGACAUGGCGGCGAAUAACUCUGACGAGGAGCUCCGCCUUCUAUACGACGUCGUACGCUCACUACCACCGAUGCCACUCAAUGACUUACUAUCUCGCAAAUUAUGUCCUCAGUGUAUUCUGAGAUUAUUUGGGAAAUAUGGACCGAUUUACGCCCACUAUUCCCGAAUCUCUGCUAUAUUUUCGGAGGUCGUCGGGCAUCAACCGAGCUGUGAUGACCCUUCUAAUGAAGGGUUAGCCGUUGAGGAUGAUAUUUGCAGUGUUUGCUAUGGAAUUUUGCAGUUUAUUCAUGCGGAGAAACAAGCAUUGGUGAACAAGGGUUGUGCCAAUGACUUUGCUGCAUUGAUCUGUGAACUGGCGAGGCAGGAAGGCCAUCAGGCUGAUUGCUUUUCUCUUGAAGUCUCUGUACCACCAAUUAUCAUGGAAAAGGAGAAUGCUGUCAGGUUAUGUAUGAAAGAGAAGUAUAGUUCUGAAGAUUGGUUUCAAGAAAUCCUUCAGUCUGAAGCAAUUUCAGUCAAGGAUGUUGUGAAGCUAUCUAUCACGAAGCUUCUUGAAAAACAGUUGGGUGUGAAAUCCGAUUCAAGUUCUUUCCGCGUUCGGUUGACUUAUACUUCUACUGAAAGGCCAAUGAAGAAUGCUAAUGGAAGAGAGAAUAACCACGCCGGCAAGAAGCGUAAAACAGGUUUUGGCAACACUGUUGGAGGAAAUAGGUGUGAAAGUACUGUUACUGAAACUGAUUUGAAGCAAUCUCCAGAAAGCCUGCAGGAAAAUAUUUCCUGCAGACAAUUGGAAAGAAAGAUCUCACCUUGCUACUUGGAAAUUCUUUGUUCCCGGACACCUAUCUAUAUUGGUGGUAGAUACUUAAAGUACUCUAGAAAUGUGAGUCAAUCGCGUUGGAUUAUUGAUGAUGAAAGAAUGGGAGAAGCAUCUGUUGAGGAAAUUUUGGGAAACGGCGUUCUUCCCUUGUGCCGAGGUGAUAAUUACAAGUUCCAUGCUGCUGGUAGAGAAGAUAUAGAUGUGCGGAUGUUGGGCUCAGGACGGCCUUUCUUACUUGAGAUUCAAAAUCCGCGGAUGUUGCCAUCAGAAUUGUCUAUAAAAGAGAUGGAAAUGAAAAUUAAUAGCUUGGAAAGCAAAUUGUUGAAGGUUAAAAAUCUUAAGGUUGUUGAUGAUCAAGGUUGGACCCUAAUGCGUGAAGGUGAAGCAGACAAGCAGAAGCAAUAUGCAGCCAUAGUGUGGAUUUCUCGUCCUCUUGAGGAUAAAGACUUGGUGACUAUAUCCUCACUAAGAGAUAUGAAAGUAUUGCAGAGCACCCCUGUGAGGGUGCUUCAUCGCCGAAGUCCUCUGGAACGUGAAAAAACAAUCCAUUGGAUGAAAGUUGAGAAGAUUAUAGGAAGUACUCAGUAUUUCCUCCUGCAUCUCUGUACACAGGCUGGAACAUACAUCAAGGAAUUUGUUCAUGGAGAUCUUGGACGUACUCAUCCAAGCCUUGGUUCGAUUCUGGGUUGUAGGGCAGAGAUUCUCCAACUUGAUGUAACAGAUGUGAAGAUGGAUUGAUUCCUGACUGAAUGAAGAUUGAAGAUGUGGGUAUUAACAUUUGCAAGGAAAUCAUCAAAUUCUUUAAUUCUUCAAACCUGGUGACCAGCCGAAAGGCUUCAUAUCUCAGCUCGCUGACAUUUCUAACUAGUUAUCAACUAUAUGGUGGGCUGUCAGCUUCUCUCUUGGGUGGUUUUGUUGCACCUAGUGAAGAAUAAUAGCAAAUUGUGAAUCCAAUUUAAAGGUACAGUUUGUAUCGAUUCUAGAUUAGAGAAAGUGGGCUUGAAUUUGCUUGUAAUUCAAUAUUUGGUUGCAUAGGUCACCCUUGUAUGUUCUCACAAAUUCUUCAUGAUACAAUUUUGGAUGCAAAAGUUGGCUAAUCCUUGCUAGAAUGCAGACGAUUAAUUUUUUCAA
This is a messenger RNA of Beta vulgaris subsp. vulgaris (sugar beet), 2040 nucleotides long. RefSeq lists its product as uncharacterized. Lineage: Eukaryota; Viridiplantae; Streptophyta; Magnoliopsida; Caryophyllales; Amaranthaceae. The coding region runs from base 100 to 1647 and encodes 515 amino acids. Gene Ontology annotation, biological process: tRNA pseudouridine synthesis. The transcript is spliced from 15 exons. Gene Ontology annotation, molecular function: pseudouridine synthase activity; RNA binding. The record is from RefSeq and is a predicted model, not a curated record.